This is a messenger RNA of Aegilops tauschii subsp. strangulata, 501 nucleotides long. Its product is annotated as subtilisin-chymotrypsin inhibitor CI-1B. Gene Ontology annotation, biological process: response to wounding. NCBI's taxonomy places the organism in Eukaryota, Viridiplantae, Streptophyta, Magnoliopsida, Poales, Poaceae. Gene Ontology annotation, molecular function: serine-type endopeptidase inhibitor activity. The record is from RefSeq and is a predicted model, not a curated record.
UCGGAGAAGACCGUCCAUCAAUCGUUAUCAACCAGUGCUGCGAAGAUGAGUUCCUCCGACGACCUCGCCGGUGGAAAGAAGACUUCGUGGCCGGAGGUGGUCGGGCUGACCAUCAAGGAGGCCAAGGAGAUCAUCCUGAAGGACAAGCCCGACGCCGACAUUGUCAUGGUGCCGGUCGGCUCCGCCGUGACCGAGGACUUGAGGCCCAACCGUGUCCGCAUCUUCGUGGGCACCGUCGCCGAGACCCCCCACGUUGGAUAGGUGGAUAGCUCUUGCUGGCUUGCUGUGGCCUGCAUACAUACAUGCUGGCUCACGAAUAAAUGAAUAUGGAGAAAUAAAGAAGUAUGCAAGUCAUGUGUGCUUAAUCGGUCCUUAAAGUGUGCUUAAUCGGUGUUGUGGCAAUUUUUAUUUUAUUUUAACUCGUUUUGCCAAUUUGUAUCGAACUAUGUAUUUGAUGACUACUUCGUAUAAUAAUAUGGAUGCAUGCACCAUUUUGAUGCA